Molecule: messenger RNA, 12234 nt
Organism: Pecten maximus
Lineage: Eukaryota; Metazoa; Mollusca; Bivalvia; Pectinida; Pectinidae
Exons: 7
Coding region: 43-954 (303 amino acids)
Source: RefSeq, a predicted model, not a curated record
ACCGUAUUGAAACAUCUUAUACGAAACUCAUCAGUAAACAAGAUGACGCUAGCUCACAUUCUUAAAAUCAACAUGGCGACGAAAGGAAAAGGGAAAGAAGACGUAAUGAUUCUAAAUCCAGAACCUCCUCCCAAGCAGGAAAAAGGGAGCGUCUCCGCUACAAAAUUGUCUCAGACACUACAGAAGAUUAUGUUAAGGUUGAAGGGCGAGUGUAUGCAAGAGGAUGGAAAAGGUGUUGACUACAGCAAGCUUAAAGGCUCUCCAAGCUUCAAAGCAUACAAAGAGGAGGUUGCUCAACUGCACAAUGUAGAUCUGUCAGAACUUACAGACACACAGAAAAAAGUCUUUUUUAUAAAUCUGUACAAUGCUUUGACAAUACAUGGACUUGGUAUGAUGGACACGCUACCUAACUCAGUACUGGAUGUCGGUCAGUUCUGGAAAAGAACCUGCUACAAAAUUGGAAAGAAUAUGUACAGCUUGGACGACAUGGAGCAUGGAAUUCUUAGAGGUAACAGCCCACACCCUGCCACAACAGAUAAACCAUUCAAACCUGAUGACCCCAGACUUGUGUAUGCAUUGAAACAGUUGGACCCCAGAAUUCACUUUGCGUUGGUCUGUGGAGCUGUGUCCUGCCCAGCUAUAAAUGUUUACACUGAGGCCAAUAUUGAUACAGCCUUGGACAGUGCUACCAAGAACUUCUGUGUACAGGAGGUGUCCAUGUUUAAUGAGGUUGACGAGAUCUGGCUCUCCCGUAUCUUUCAGUGGUACAGAUCUGACUUUGGUGUCACAGAGGUCGAUGUGAUCAAAUGGACUAUGCCAUACCUGGAGAAAAGUAUAGCAGACCGUGCUCAUGUUAUCCUGUCAAAGUUACAGAAUGUGGGAAGAGUAAACAUCAAAUACAACGAGUAUGACUGGAGACUCAACAUCCCAGGGUCACGACCUAUCAACCUUUAAUCUGGCCAAAAGGUCAUGAUCAUGCCCUGUCAACAUCUGAUCAAGAAAAAGUUGGUAUUUUGUGAAAGUAAUCACAAAUCAAAGAAUAUUCAAAUCUCAGAGAGAAAAGCUGUUAGAGUAUUAAUGAUAAAACAUUUUUUUGAGAUUCCUCAGUUUGGUAUAAAUUUGAAAAGAUAUAUUUAACACAAGCAUUUGUUUCCUUUGUCAGGAAAAGAGUGAAAGAAGUCAGUCUUUAGGAUAGUUCACUAUUCCUCCUGCAGUAUUAAAGGGUUAUUUGGAUGAAAAUCAUCAACUAAAAGGCAGUUUAAAUAACAAUUUGAUAUUUGACUUUACACUUUCAUCCCAGCACCAAAUAGUGAACAGUUGAAAAGACUGUCAUUUGCACUCUUUGUUUGCCAAGCUACAGAUCUUUUGUUAAAAGUAUGAAUCUUUUCAUUUUAUCAUAGUUUUGUUAAGGGUUUUACGGUGAAGUGGUAUGGUGGAGGAUUUCUGUGAUUAACUUCCUCUUUCAGCAUUUAUAUUCUGUUCUUAGCAUGAAGCCUGUCCUUGUUGUUUUAAUGGUUAUUUUUAUUGUAUUGUUGAGAGUUCAUUGUUCAUAUAUUCAUUGUAAUUGUGGUUCACUCCAUCAAAUGAUGUUAGCUGGUACAAUAAGAAGACUAAGUCUGAACUACUGGUAAGUUAUCAUAAAAUUUAUAUUUUGUCAUAAAUAUUCCAGUUUUAAUGUGAAUAUUAUUUUUUUAUUUUUAUUUUUUUAUCAAAUCACUGAACCUGAAGUACAUGUAUUACCUUUUGUUUACAGCAAGUCUUGUACUAUCUUGAUCAAUGAUUGUAUUUGCAUACAGUUAGAUUUUGUUUACUUUUUUGCACUAUGGUUCUAAUUAUGGUGUAUGUAGCCAUUUUGGCAAUGUGAGAUUGAAAAUUUAAGAAAAAUUACACUAAAUUUCAACUGAUGCUAACAAGAAAUAUAUGGGCAGUCUGUAUGCUUUGACCCCAGAAAUAGAGUUUUCCCAGUUUUCUGAAAGUUGCAGAACUGUUUCAUAUUGUCCUGAAAUGUUUCAGUUACUUUGGUUAUGUGGUGCGUCAUUAAUGAGCUUUCAUAUCUUACCAGUCAGUAUUGAAACUCUACUGUACACAUUAAAUGUAGAAGAUCAGACACAACAUAAUUAUAUAUACAUACUAGGCUAUUCAAAUCGCCCUGCGUCCAUGGUCCUUCAUUCAUAUGUCGUCUGUCCUUCCGUAAACAAUACUUGUUUUCGCUAUUUUUUGCAAGUGCUAGAAGGUUAUUCCUCAAACUUCGUGUAUAGGUUCCCCUUGGUCCUUAGUUGUGCCAAUUGAAUGAAGAUGUUUUAUCAGAAAUACAAAAUGGCUGACAUGCUGACAUGUUAUCAGAAUAUUAAGAGGGAAAAAAAGAUAGAAAGGGAAAGUAUUUAGAAUAUCAGUCUGACAGAGAACCAAUAAAGAUUAUUCAACGGUGGGCACCAAGAUCCCUCUUGUAUCUCGUUAUAAUAACCCACCCUGUGUGUAUAGUUGAUACCCACCCUUGUAUAGUACAAGCAUUUGCUAACAGCAUUAUAUAAUCAGUACUUCUGGUACUGGCAAAUAUCACUAUCCCUAGUCAUUUACCUACUGUUCAAAACGAUAUUAGAUUGGAUAGAUACAAGUGGAUCACAAUUAGAUUUGGGUCUGUAUUCGUGAAACCAUUCUCAUGCUCAGGCAUAAAAUCUGUGCUCAACCCAAUUUCCUAUAAACUCGCUUAAAUCAUGAAAUGGCAGUUUAAAAGAAAAUAACCUAAAUAUUGAAGAUACAUGUAGUAUCCUAUUUGAGGUCUUUUGGAAAUUCCUUCAAAUCAUUGAAAAGAUAUUAUUAAAUUCAGGUGUCAGAUUUAUCACCAAACAGUAUUUGAGUCUGAGCACAAAAUGUGUAUUGGAGCAUGAGUUUGGUUUCAUGAAUAAAGAUAAAUGUGAGAGGAAUUUCUACGCACAUACAGGUACAUUACCUGGUAGUUUGAUCAAGUGGUCUUUGGUGGUGGAAAUGGUAGUUUUACAUAGGCUCAAGCUAUCCAAAACACAAUUAACAAAGUAAAGCACUGAGUUUUCCUUCAAUUGUGGUCAAGUGUUCACCUAAGUACUCUGGUCAGACUUUUUCCUGACCAGCUCUUAAAUACACCUUAUCCAAACAUCAAAAUCAUUUCUCAUCUUCAUUACAUUUUUGAGGACUAAUGGCUGGCCUAUCAUAGCUAUGACUCUCAGUUUCCCAGUCUCCUGUAUCAGUGUUAUAUGUAUAUUAUCAUUAUUAUGGAUGUCAUUCAAUCCUGAUAGUGUUUAGUUGUAUUGAUUAUAUGGAACAUUUAAUCUGAUCAAUGAUUUUCUAAUUCUAGUGCUAGUUUGCUAUAUAGUUUUCUAAUUUGUGAUAAUUUGUAUGUACUAAGUGAUAGAAAAUUUGAUUAACUAGUCGGUCUAAAUAGGUCAUAGUUAAGUUGUUACUAACUUGUAAUUAGUUUAGUUAUAUGAUAUAUACGUACACUGAACUGUAGUUAUAUAGGUUAGUCUGUAGUUAUAUGGUAGUUAUUUAGGUUAGUCUGUAGUUAUAUGGUAGUUAUUUAGGUUAGUCAGUGGAUAGACACUGGAAAGCAGUACAACUUUGUGUAUUAGCUGUAGUGCUCAAGUUUGAUGUUAAUUUAUUAUUUAAAGAGUUUUUAAAUUUAACUGUUAUUAAUUUUGAAAUUUGUCUAAUAUUAAAUUUUAGCUAAAAGCGGGUGUUGACUAAUAAUUAUAUAGUCUAAUUAAUUAGGGUUUGUUAUCAAUGAUUUUAUCCCAUUAAAUACUGCAGGUCAUUUCACAUUUAUAUGACUGUUUGCUUUGGAGUUAUCAAUUUGUUGCUUUGGUUUUGCUUUCAGAGUUUAAACUUUUACAUGUUAUUGAUUUAAGUGUUUUAUUCAUGAUAACAUAUCUUCUGGAUUUUUUAAGAUCCUGAAGUCAGUGUAAAUGUACUUAAAUUUAGAUGUUAUUGUAUCACAAUGUAGUUAAUUUAAAACCUAAUGAAAUGGCCAUUCACUGUAGGUGAGAUGUAAUCCUGUUCUCCACAUGCUCUGUGUAUGAUCACACAGUAAGUGUAUACAAGUCUACGCUGUCUUCAUUGUUGUGCAUCUAGCACACUGUUGUAAUGUUAGGUUCAAUUUGAACGAAUGUGAAGGAAUUAUUACAUAUUAAAUAGCAAAAUACAGGUGAAUUGCGAUCUUAGUGUCCAGGUUUGACAUGUUAUCAGUCAAGUAGAAAAAUGUUAGAAAUCUGUAAAUAUAACAGAUGAAUGUGAUAUGCUUUAUGUAGGUUAGUAACAGUAUCAUAUUUAUCCAGCAAUAAGCCUAAGUAUGUCUGGUACAUGAAAUAUAAAACAAUGAUUGAACACAUAUUAUUAACAUAAGUCAGUUGGUUGAGUAGCCCUAUGGUAUAACACUUGUCUUUCCCCCUGGCGGCUUGGGUUUGAUUCCCCUAUUGGACAUGAAAAGGUAUGGGAUCACCUGUCUGACCAUGUGUUUUUCCCAGGUAUUCUGGUUUCCUCCUACACUAAGACCAUUCACUUGCUUCCAUCUGGGUCAGCAAGAUUGAACAACAUAGUUAAAAGUUGUAAAAUACAUAAAGUUUAAUUAUAAAUAUAAGCCUACCUAAUGUCUAUUGCUGGUCAGUAAUAAUGCUUAGAAUGGCAUUUCAUUGCAAUUUUAUGUAUUGACUUCCUGGGCGUGUUACAGGAUAAGUAGGUAACUGAUAACCAAGGUAACUAUAUCAGAUGGUAGUGCUGUAUUAACCUCCUACAGAUUUAUACAAUGUUUGACUACCACCUGUGUAUCAUACAUGCUCUGUGAUAUCUAGUUCUGCAUUGUGUUCAUGGGUAUCGUCAUCACUGUUUGUUUGUUUUUUGUUAAUGUUUUGCAUUAUAUACUCAGUGUGAUACUGUUUUGAAAGUUUUGUUUGCUGAUUGCUUUGGAAACUCUUUCCCUGAGUCGCAUAUCAUCAACGAAGGAUUUACAUUUAUUUGUAUUCAGAAAUAGAAGACAAAGAUAAAGUAUGUCUUAGUAUACACAUCAAAAGCAAAUGUUGGACCUAUAAUACGAAAACUAUUUGUCCAUCGGCCAAGAAUAACAUGGACCACUUAGAAGUUUAAGGAAUUGCCCAAGGUAACGAAACUCAAUAGAUUAAUUCUGAUAACGUCAUUCUUAGAAUUUAUUAGGGCAUUGUUUUUUCAAAAUUAAAGGAUUAAUCACAUAAGUACCAUCAAUGUUGAAGUAUUAUUUAGUUUGACAAAAUUUAAUAAGCUACUACAUCACAAAGUCAUUGAAACUAAACUAAAUGUUGGCAAAAUUUGAACAAAGCACACAGCAGUAUACAUACUGAUUGGUUGGAUGCUUCAGCUAAGAGACUAAGUUGUUUUUGGAUACCCUGUCAAUAUCUAUUGAUAGUGAUCAAUGAGGAAUACUACACAAAACUAGUAAAUGUGAAGUUAAUAUUUGUCCGUCAAAUUUGAGUUUAUGUGGUUUCAAGAUGAAUUUGAUUAUGUGGCAAAGUGAGACAUAUACUAUAGAUACAAUUAAAAACAAUUCUAGUGUAUUAUUAGCUGUAAUAAGGAUAUGGUAUACAAUAUAAUAUUUCUUCAGUCAAUGAAAUUUGGGUUGGAAGUUCUCAUAGCUUAUACUAAGCAUAUACCUUAAAAAGUUUGUGUUUUGAUAUCAAAUCUAGGAGGAUGCUAAACUAUAUACUAAUGUUAUAUUUUGUUAUUGUUUGAAGUGUAGGUAACUCAGAUAUCCUGUAAUAGGCAUUAUUGUUUAUUCUGGUAAUGGAGGAGUUUAAAAAUGACUUCAAUCAGUUCAUGUUUUAUUACUGUAUUCAGUUUAAGAGGCUUGUCCUUCUUAAAAAAUAAAUAUGAGUGAAAGUAAAAAAUGUGUUAUGUACACUCUGCAAUAUAUCAUCACUGCCAAGAUAUUGAAUAAUGGUAGUGAGAAGGAAUUAACUGGUCUUUAAUGUUCAAUAAAUGUUUACUUAAUAUAUUUAAUGGACUUAAUUAUCUGACAUGAUGUAUACUGUAUUCAGUUAUGGGGGUGCAAAUGCAUAUGGUUGUUUGUUUGUUUCAGGAGGGGUGGGGGGAUUACAUUGUGAACAUUUAUUUAAUAAGACGUUAUGUGUUGACUAACAUACGAUUUGGAACCACAGGGUGUCAUAGUACUUGUAUGAUGAUAAUGUUUUAUAUCUUCACUGCAGAGCAUUUAAAUACCAUCAUUCAUUAAACAUUUAAGUACUUCUAAAUCGUCAAAAGGCAAAGGAUGAUGGUCAGUAAUGUCUUUGGACAAAUGGAUACCAAGUUUGUUCCAUGAAUAACCUUGACCCACUUUUAAGUAACCUUGGAUAGAAAUCUUUAGUAUCAUAAUUAGUUUGUUUGAACUUUUGUGAAGGUCAAGGAUAAAAAAAUAAAGCCAACUGCAUUGAAAAAGCUGUGAGCAAAGGCCUGGUAAUGUCGUAUUCAGUAUCCUCAUAUUUCCAACAUAUAUUCUCAAUGCAAACCUGAUUUUUUUUGAAAAUUUGAAUACCAUGGAGCAUGGGUGAAGCCUUUAAAGGCUCAAAUUUGGACAGCUAGGAGAAACCAUCUAAUACCUUUAGGUUAGCAACUAUCUCCAAAAGGCUCAUCCAAGAUUUUCAGAACUAGACUGUCUUGCAUUUUAUCAAUUUAUCCCAAUCAUCAUGCAGUAAAACAAUCUUAAAGUCAGUCAAAAAACAAUCUUAAAGUCAGAAAAAAAACAAUCUUAAAGUCAGAAAAAAAAAAAAUCUUUAAGUCAGAAAAAAACAAUCACAAUAAGUACAGAUGUGUCAAUGGUUGUAAUUAAUGAGUCAUUAGCAUCAACAGCUUCAAAAGUACAUAGAAAAAACAUUAGCAAAUAGUUAAAGCUGUGUUUAAAUUACAGGGUGUGUCUGUCUCGGUGUUGCUACAUCUAAUACAUUCAGUAUUAAUUUAAAAUGAGGUAAAAAAUUACAAUGUUUUUCUGGGAUAAAAGUGAGUUUAUCCGGUGUUGUAUUUCAUGUUAGAAUUUUGUAAUUCUGUAUUUAGAUACAAAUCAAUUCUGGCUUCCUUGGUCUAAUAUUAUAUAUUUAACAUUAAUUGUAAUUCACGGUUUGUUUUGUUAUUAUCAUAAUUAUACAUGUAGUAAAUAUAUUUACUGGGCUGAUGAUGGCAAAUUAUUCUGUUAUUUAUUAUAAAAUGAUAUUCAAACAUAAUUAUUAUAAAUUUAUAUUAAUUUGUUUGAUUAUACAAAAAUAUGUUACAUUUUUCAUAUACCCAACUCAAUGAUUCAUUAUUUUAUGCAGAGGUACUGCUGUAUGUAUUUCUAAACAGGCAAGUACAUGUAGUAGUAAUAUUCAUGGACUUGUCAAUUCUAAUUAUGGUUAUAGAAAAUAUCUUUUAAAUAAUAACAGAUAAUAGUUACUGUAUUUGUGUAUUGUGUAAAUCUUUUUGAAAAAAAUAUUGGAAACUAAUACAUCAAAAACUAAAUUUGAAACUAGCCGAAAAUUAACUUACAGACUCAAUACCUACCGGUAGUUUAGACUUCAUAAAGAAAGACUGUUAUUGAUUCUAUCGACAUCCAGGUGAUUGUUUCAUGGAACUCGAUUUAGACAUAUCAGUUUUACCUCAUAGUAUAUUUUGUUAGUAGGUCAACUUAUGUUGAACUUAUAACUUUUUUGUACGCUUACAUCCGAUUUAUAUAACUUGUGUGCGGUGCUGUCAGUAAAUGGAUAUAUAUGUAAGCCAAUUAUUGCCAUUUUAUUGUAUCUGUAUUUUAUGCACAUUUCCCACAAAUGCAUAAUUAUAAUUUUGUAUAAUUUGUGAUUUUUAAUGGUGAAGGUGCUUUAAACAACGCCUGUAUAAUUACGGUGUACAAAGUUGACUUGGGCUGUUUGACAGUUGGAUUGAAACACAACAAAAGUCAUUUAAAUGUAAAAUAUCAACAUUCACAUUUCAUUUAAACAAAAUGCUAACAUACACUCAUGUGAAAGUAGUUUAUUGCAAUUUAAUGACAUGAUAUUAGCAUAAAUUUUACAAAAGAUAUUCUAUGUUGUAAGAUAGGUACGCUAUACUUAUAUAAUUACCUAUAUACAUUCCUCGUUGUCAUGGUGUUACCUGUGAUUGAUAUUUCACAUAUUUUCAGCUGAAAGUUAAUUAAAUUCUGCCUGUAAUACUGAACAGUAAUUUGAUUUAAUAAGGCUAGAAAACACUAGAUAUAGAAUAUUAUUAUAUACCUAGAUAUGUAGACUUUUAGUAUGAUAUCAUGCAACAAACAGGAAAAUAUUAUUCCAUACUGUAGAAUAGAUACAAAUUAUUUAAUUAAAAAGUAAUGUAUAUCAGAAUUUAAUCAAAAUAACCCAAUUCCAAAGAUACUAAAGAUGAUCAAAUGUUAUUUUAAAAUUUAUUUGUAAUACAUAUUAUAAGAUCUUGAUAAUUUAGUAGUAUGGCAAGAUGAGCCACCUAAUAUUGUUGUUAUCCAGAUAUGUUUUACAUGUCUUUUGAUUUAAAAUAAAAAUUGUAUGCUUCUAUCCCUUAUACAAUAUAUUAUUCAUUUCUUAAACUAUCAUGUUCCUGAGUAUAUAACAUCAUAUAUCUUGCUCCUGGAGUAGAUAUUUGGACUCUGUGUCUGUAGCUAUAAAACUCAAUAUUUUUAAUAACUGCAUGUAUGUUUAUUAUCUAGUUAUUGAAUGGGCAUUCUCAUCUGUUGUUAUUUAUUCAAGAAAACGUAUGUGAAAUAUAUAAGAAUUAUAGAUACAGCUAGUCACAGUAGAGAAGAUAGAAGAGAGAUAAUUGUAUUCAACUCUAAGUCAUGUUGUAGAAACUUUAAAUUGGUAUCCUGGGUUAGAACUGAAAUUGAUGGGAAAAAAAAUCUGUUUUAUUAAAACUAGCACUGAUAAUUGUUUGUAUUAUUUAUAGAACAAAUCGCUCAAUGCCUUUAUGCAAGACAGUAAAUAUCUUAGAAUUUUAAAGUGCUUCCUUACAAUUUACCCAAACUUAUUUUAUCUUAAGUAUUACUCACUAAAAACUGAACAAAACAUGUCUAUACAUGUAUAUACUGCUAUGCAAUGUAAGUGUCUGUAACAUGUCAAGUAAGCAGUCUUUUACAUCCCACUUCAGAAAGUCCGCCAUUGUAAAAUUUCACGAUACAUAUAGUAUUGUAUUUUACAUCUGAUGCAUUGAACAUCCUGAUAUAUAUGCAUUUUAUUUAUGCUGUUUUUUUCAGAUGAUUGUCUAACAGGCAUCUGUCUGCUUUUCAAAUUUUAUUUGUCCUAAAAAAAAUAUACAAUGUACUUUGAAAUAAACUUUAAAGUCUGGGCCAUCAAUUUAAUUGUGUGGAUCACCAGAUGUGUUCAUAGUCUUUAAGUGAUGCCAACAAAUCUUUCCAAUUUUCCUGUUAAGGCUCACAUAUAGGACCUGUUACGUAGCCACGUUUUAACAUAUAGGUCAUGUUAAACAGCAACGAGUUAACAUAUAGGACAUGUUACGUAGCCACGAGUUAACAUAUAGGACAUGUUACAUAGCCACGAGUUAACAUAUAGGACAUGUUACGUAGCCACGAGUUAACAUAUAAGACAUGUUACUUAGCCACGAAUUAACAUAUAGGACAUGUUACGUAGCCACGAGUUAACAUAUAGGACAUGUUACGUAGCCACGAGUUAACAUAUAGGACAUGUUACAUAGCCACGAGUUAACAUAUAGGACAUGUUACAUAGCCACGAGUUAACAUAUAGGACAUGUUACGUAGCCACGAGUUAACAUAUAGGACAUGUUACAUAGCCACGAGUUGACAUAGGACAUGUUACAUAGCCACGAGUUGACAUAGGACAUGUUACAUAGCCACGAGUUGACAUAUAGGACAUGUUACGUAGCCACGAGUUAACAUAUAGGACAUGUUACGUAGCCACGAGUUAACAUAUAGGACAUGUUACGUAGCCACGAGUUAACAUAUAGGACAUGUUACGUAGCCACGAGUUAACAUAUAGGACAUGUUACGUAGCCACGAGUUAACAUAUAGGACAUGUUACAUAGCCACGAGUUGACAUAGGACAUGUUACAUAGCCACGAGUUAACAUAUAGGACAUGUUACGUAGCCACGAGUUAACAUAUAGGACAUGUUACGUAGCCACGAGUUAACAUAUAGGACAUGUUACGUAGCCACGAGUUAACAUAUAGGACAUGUUACGUAGCCACGAGUUGACAUAGGACAUGUUACAUAGCCACGAGUUAACAUAUAGGACAUGUUACGUAGCCACGAGUUAAAAUAUAGGACAUGUUACGUAGCCACGAGUUAACAUAUAGGACAUGUUAUGUAGCCACGAGUUAACAUAUAGGACAUGUUACGUAGCCACGAGUUAACAUAUAGGACAUGUUACAUAGCCACGAGUUAACAUAUAGGACAUGUUACGUAGCCACGAGUUAACAUAUAGGACAUGUUACGUAGCCACGAGUUAACAUAUAGGACAUGUUACAUAGCCACGAGUUAACAUAUAGGUCAUGUUACAUUGCCACGAGUUAACAUAUAGGACAUGUUAUGUAGCCACGAGUUAACAUAUAGGACAUGUUACGUAGCCACGAGUUAACAUAUAGGUCAUGUUACGUAGCCACGAGUUAACAAAUAGGACAUGUUAUGUAGCCACGAGUUAACAUAUAGGACAUGUUACAUAGCCACGAGUUAACAUAUAGGACAUGUUACGUAGCCACGAGUUAACAUAUAGGACAUGUUACGUAGCCACGAGUUUACAUAUAGGACCUGUUACAUAGCCACGAGUUUACAUAUAGGACAUGUUACAUAGCCACGAGUUAACAUAUAGGACAUGUUACGUAGCCACAAGUUAACAUAUAGGACAUGUUACGUAGCCACGAGUUAACAUAUAGGACAUGUUACGUAGCCACGAGUUUACAUAUAGGACCUGUUACAUAGCCACGAGUUUACAUAUAUGACAUGUUACAUAGCCACGAGUUAACAUAUAGGACCCGUUACAUAGCCACGAGUUAACAUAUAGGACAUGUUACGUAGCCACGAGUUGACAUAUAGGUCAUAUGUUACAUAGCCACGAGUUGACAUAGGACAUGUUACAUAGCCACGAGUUAACAUAUAGGACAUGUUACGUAGCCACGAGUUGACAUAUAGGACAUGUUACGUAGCCACGAGUUAACAUAUAGGACAUGUUACAUAGCCACGAGUUAACAUAUAGGACAUGUUAACCAGCAACCCAUUAACAUAUAGGACAUGUUACGUAGCCAUAAGUUAACAGUUAACAUGUUUAGCAGGCCUACACUCAACUGUUACUUUAACCAGCUUCUGAUACAUUGAUUUUAAUUCUCCCCACAAGUGAAGGUAGGCCUGUAGACCAGGAUAAAUCUCCUACAAGGGAGAUUGUAGUCCCUACUGGAGAUUUUGUGUACCCCAAUCUAAUGUAAUGUCCUGUUCAACUGACAACUUUACUGUAAACAUUUACAAACCAUUAUCAAAUUGGUACCUGGUAUUACCUUGUUUACAUAAGUGAUUUUAAUGUACAGCUCAUGUGGAAAGGUCCUUAAAUAACACCAAAUUCUAAUGUAUUGAGGGGUGUUUUUCAGAAGUACCCGUUAAUGAGAGAGUGACAAUAUAAACCAUGUUACAAUACGGACAACUGAACUGCAUGAUGGAACUCGUCUCAGAUUGAUAGAACUCGUCUCAGAUUAAGAUACCAUAUCACUUUAUAUGUAUGACAUUGUACAAUGCCAAGGUUUCUGGUCGCCUGCCUACAAAUCUAUUACUAUAUUUACUUUUUGUUAACCCCAAAUCUGUUUACCACCCCUGGCAGUUAGGUUUAAAGAUUUUAUUUCUAGUUGGAUUAGAAACAUUUACAAAUUAGCAUCUAGUGAAUUCAUUCAUGUUUCGAGUUCAUUUACUGUCCUUUGUACUAGAAAAUUGAAUGAAAUUUAUAUAUGACCCAAAAGUUGAAUGAAAUUUAAAUAUGACCCAAAAAGGAUUCGAUUAAGUAGGUUUACUUGGAUGUAUCGGCAUUCCUUUGUUAUUGUAAACUGUUUAUGAAUUACACUGCAUGCAAUAUCAAUGUUAUAUGUGAUAUUAUAAUUAAGAUAUUUAUCUGUUUAUCUAUACAACUACAUUGUUUAUAAACUCAGUAUAUUGUUCUGGACAAUUCAACGUUAAUGUAUGAUACUACCUUAAUGGUGCGAGUUAAUAAAAUAUUUAAUGAUUUUGCUUAUUGAAUAAAAUUAUCUAUCUUUCAA